AACACGCCUCACUUCACACAUUUCCCCAGCCAUGGCUGCUCUCACUUCCAUCUUCAUAUUCUCCUUCUUCCUCUCUUUAAUGUCCACCGAAGCUCAAUAUGCACACUAUGGUGGAACCAAUUAUGGUCAUUACUCUGAGUCAUGCCCAAAUGUGGAGGAGAUGGUCAAGUCCAGCGUUCAGUUCUUUAUUGACGCAGAUAGCACACUUGCCCCUGCCCUCCUCAGGCUCCACUUCCAUGACUGCUUUGUCAAUGGAUGUGAUGGGUCAGUGCUACUGGAGGGGCCUGGCAGAGAAAUGACCUCACCAGCCAACUUUGGGCUGCGUGGGUUCGAGGUCGUAGCUGCUACAAAGGCAAGGGUUGAAGCCAUGUGCCCUGGAGUUGUUUCUUGUGCUGAUAUACUUGCCCUUGCUGCUAGAGAUGCUGUUGUCCUGACAAAUGGACCCUCAUGGGACGUGCCGCUUGGAAGGCUCGACGGGUACAGGUCUGUGGCUGCAGACGCCAUGAGCCUUCCCUCUCCCAAUGAACCUGUCUCUGUUCUUAGGUCCAAGUUUGCUGCCAAGGGUCUUUCUACUGAAGACCUUGUCGCUCUAUCAGGGGCACACACAAUUGGUCAAGCUAGUUGCCAGUUCUUCAGCUACAGAUUGUACAAUUACAGAUCCACUGGUACUUCUGAUCCAUCCCUUGAAAGAAGCUCCCUGAGGGAGCUGCAAUCAAUCUGCCCAGCUUCAUCCUCUAGUGCUCUAGCUGCUCUUGACAAGGGUAGCAAGGAUGUGUGGGACAAUAUGUACUAUAAGAACAUAAUUGCUGGUAAUGGCUUGCUCGAGUCCGAUGCGGAACUCUUUGCAGACGGCUCGACACGAGGACUCGUGUCUCUCUACGCCCGCUCAGGGAAUGACUUUGGUGUGGCCUUUGCCCGGUCCAUGGUCAAGCUAAGCAAUGUGGGUGUGAGGACUCAUGCAAAUGGUGGGGAUGGGGAGAUCAGGAGGCUUUGUCAAGUCCCCAACUUCUAAGAUUAAGUUUGUACUGUGUGUGAUCACAUAGCCAUUGGUUUGGGAAAACAAGUGAUCCAAAUUCAUGGCUGGUUGUUCUGAGUCUAUUAUGCCCUUUGAGAAGUUUGGAAAUUUGUAUUCUAUGUAGUUAAGCUAAAUCCUUCAGUUAUUAACUAUGCAUUCCCACCGA
Nymphaea colorata (pocket water lily) is the source of this 1181-nucleotide messenger RNA. RefSeq names its product cationic peroxidase 2-like. Bases 32 to 1012 code for a protein of 326 amino acids. Lineage: Eukaryota; Viridiplantae; Streptophyta; Magnoliopsida; Nymphaeales; Nymphaeaceae. Gene Ontology annotation, molecular function: heme binding; peroxidase activity. The record is from RefSeq and is a predicted model, not a curated record. Gene Ontology annotation, biological process: response to oxidative stress; hydrogen peroxide catabolic process. The transcript is spliced from 4 exons.